Molecule: messenger RNA, 735 nt
Organism: Trichoderma virens Gv29-8
Lineage: Eukaryota; Fungi; Ascomycota; Sordariomycetes; Hypocreales; Hypocreaceae
Exons: 1
Coding region: 163-327 (54 amino acids)
Source: RefSeq, a predicted model, not a curated record
AGAGCGGUAGUACGUGGUGCAUUUACAAAAAUACAAAAUAUCAGCCCGGUAGCAGCAUGUAGACUAUUUAGAUGCCCGUCACAGCAGUGGCCUGGCAAUCGCCAUGUCAUCUCCUCUGGCCUCAAUCUUGUCUGGCGGUGGUACCUUAAAUACUACAUCAACAUGCUACAACAACAUGAGUACCUACAUGUAGCACAGAGGUGCUCCCAUGCAAGGGCUUUCAGUCCCAAGUCCCUUGCAUUGGCCCCUUUGAUGCCGCGACACGGCGGUAUUGGCUCAAUCUGUCGGUGCCACUCCUCCCAUCGCGCCUGUCAACCACAACAAUAGCUUUCCCUCGCCAAAGCUCAUUAAUAUCGCUCCAGCCACCCUUCACACCCAGAUAAGCGUAGCAUUUAGGGAAGCCCCCAUAAGGAGAAACCGCUCAUCUCUACAGCAACCGCCCUUCUGUAGUAGCUCGGCAAUCAUGAAGCGUAGCUAGAGUAGAUGCUCAGGCUCAGAUUGGAGCUUGAAACCCUCCCCCUGUUAGACUUGGCUUUCAUAUCAAGUAACAGUGAGAUGGCAAAGGCGCGUUGUGCCUAAGAGGCCUUAUAGGCAACUCCCAUUGUCAAGGGUGAUCUGCCUGCUCGUGGUAUAUGGCACCACUCAUUGCAACUUUUCGCGAGAGAAGCAGGCUGGUGCGCCAAUAAUGCCAAAAUUCGGUGGUCGUUGAGGUGCCCAGUUCUAGCGACAGCACGC